Messenger RNA from Propithecus coquereli (Coquerel's sifaka), 1106 nucleotides. RefSeq names its product MAD2 mitotic arrest deficient-like 2 (yeast) (gene MAD2L2). The transcript has 9 exons. Gene Ontology annotation, cellular component: zeta DNA polymerase complex. Bases 170 to 805 code for a protein of 211 amino acids. Lineage: Eukaryota; Metazoa; Chordata; Mammalia; Primates; Indriidae. The record is from RefSeq and is a predicted model, not a curated record.
GAAGUGGGCGUGGCAUGAGGCGGGCGCUAGGACCCGCCGGAGCCGCGGACGUCACCGAGCGGCGCCGCGGGUUGAGCGGGAGGCGCGAGCGGCGCGGUCAGUGGUCCCCCGCGUCCGGGCCGGGCCCGAACCGGGGCGGGAACCGAGGCUGCAGCAGGUAGCAAAAAGGAUGACUACGCUCACGCGACAGGACCUCAACUUUGGCCAAGUGGUGGCCGACGUGCUCUGCGAGUUCCUAGAGGUGGCAGUGCACCUGAUCCUCUAUGUGCGGGAGGUCUACCCGGUGGGCAUUUUCCAGAAGCGAAAGAAGUACAAUGUGCCGGUCCAGAUGUCCUGCCACCCGGAGCUGAAUCAGUAUAUCCAGGACACACUGCACUGCGUCAAGCCGCUCCUGGAGAAGAAUGAUGUGGAGAAAGUGGUGGUGGUAAUUUUGGAUAAAGAGCACCGCCCGGUAGAGAAAUUCGUCUUUGAGAUCACCCAGCCUCCGCUGCUGUCGAUCAGCUCAGACUCCCUGUUGUCUCACGUGGAGCAGCUGCUCCGAGCCUUCAUCCUGAAGAUCAGCGUGUGCGACGCCGUCCUGGACCACAACCCCCCAGGCUGUACCUUCACAGUCCUGGUGCACACGAGAGAAGCUGCCACUCGCAACAUGGAGAAGAUCCAGGUCAUCAAGGACUUCCCCUGGAUCCUGGCGGAUGAGCAGGACGUCCACAUGCAUGACCCACGGCUGAUACCCCUAAAAACCAUGACGUCAGACAUUUUAAAGAUGCAGCUCUACGUGGAAGAGCGAGCUCAUAAAAGCAGCUGAGGCUCACCUGCCACCCCACUGAUGCCAGAACUGUCAGAUUUUGGGGGCCCCCAGCCUAGGGCAGCGCUGCAGGACCACCCUUAUUCCAAGUGCUCUUACUGCCUCUAUGUAAGGACCACCCGCCCUCCAGCCCAGGGCUGCUCAGGUCUGGUUGCCUUCAUGGAGGAAGCCUCCCCCAGGGCAGUGAAAGAUGCUGGGACCUUGAUUCCUCAGCCCCCUGGGGUUCAGCGGCCAACACUGUCUUGUCUCAAAUACUGUACUGUGAGUUGUUUCAAUAAAGGGGCCCCAAGGGCUGGGCUGA